Messenger RNA from Porites evermanni, 5873 nucleotides. The record is from the annotation of a GenBank genome assembly. NCBI's taxonomy places the organism in Eukaryota, Metazoa, Cnidaria, Anthozoa, Scleractinia, Poritidae.
AUGUCUGAUAGCUUUCAAGAGUGGAGCUGCAGCAGCGCAUGUUCACCACCUCAACACUGUUAUUUACCACGCUGCACAAAAAUUCCUUUCCCUGAAACAUUUAGCGGAUCAGGAAAGGUCAGUUAACUUUUCUAGAUGCUAAAAAAUAAAAAGUAUGAAUAGCAAUCUAAAUUUAGUUAAUUACACAGACAAAACCACCCUCAAUCUUUUACUUUUUGUGUUAUUAUUAUUAUUAAUUUUUUUUUUCAAACUUUUUUUUGAGGUUCAUGUGCACGUAUCGCUAAGUCACGGCGAGAAUUUUUCACGUGUUCACUCACCUGCUGCAUUGUGGGUUCAUUCUGUCAGUACACGUGGAUUUGAGGUAUGCGCACGUGAGGCUGGUGCUGCAUCAAAUGGAACUGGGAUCAUAAACUGGAUGGCGUUCCACGAUCAACCACAAGUUUCAUCUGGCAGCAUAACGUUUGGUGGAACGUGGACAACAGAAACCAAGUGCGACAAAGUGACGUUUAAAAAGGUUAGUGUUAGAAGCAAAAAGAAAGGCGCAGAAAAUAUAUAUUAUCUUUUCCAUUUUUGCUAUGCACUGCUAGGUCAUCUAUGUCAUCUAGGUCAUCUAUCAAUAAUUUUUGCCUUUUAUCUUACGUCCGUGUUGAUCUAUUCAUUCCUCAGUUUAUGUGCUCAUGAUUUAUUCUAUCGAGUACGCGAAACUGAUUUCCCAAAUUGAAGAAAGUUUAAACGAUUGUCCUACGAUUUUCCCUUUGAUAUACAUUCCAGAGCUUUGCUGCGAGGCCCUUUGUUUUUGUCUCGGCGAAGUACACUCGAGCUACAAAGCCCGGUGACGCAGUGUAUGUUUGGUUAGAGAACGUCAGUUCCAGAAGCUUUGAGGUGUGCAUCAAGGAAUUCUUACCAUUUGAUGGAAAACACCAAGAUACAGUGGUGGUGGGUAUACCUAUUUGCUUUUCAAUUGUUCCAUAGCUAGGCUGACUAUCAUUGUCGACAUCAUUAGCACCUUAUUCAUCACCAUUAUCAUCAUCAUCAUUAUCAUCAUAAUCAUCAGUACGAUUAUCAGUAUCGUCAAUAUCAUUGGUAUCGUUAGAAUCGACAUUGUGAUCAAUACCAGCAGCAUCAGCACCAGCAUCAUCAUCAACGACUCUCCAGUUCUCUGGUGUUUUCUGGGUCUUUCAAAGCCAUUUCUCAGCAGCUUCUCGCAGAUUAGAGAUACAACACUUUCCGGAAGGUGUGAACCGUAUCAAGCAUGGCUGACAACUCAUGCCUUCCAAAAAUGCAAGGCAGUCUUAACCUCCCACACCAGUCAUUUGCAUUCUUCGAGAUGGUUCCAAAUGCACAAAUCACGAUCGAUGGAUCUUACUGCCACUAGGCUCUUUGGAUUGUUUUAAUUUUGAGUGCUAGGUUUUGAUACCUUUACACCUUCUUGUCUUCUGUAAUAAAGAUAUUUUGGUCCGUUGGCACAGCUAUGUAGAUAAGUGUCCACUCCUGUGUGCCUUUGUGUACCACAGUAAUAUCUGGUCGAGUUUACUUUGGCCGCUGGUCCGCAAAGAUAGUCAUAUCCCAAGUUAUCCUCACUUCUCCAUUCCUAUUUUCUCUCUGGGCAAACUUCCUUCAUCCACUGACAAUACGCCAUACUGUUUCAGUCACCACAAAAUCUGCAUAUUGGUGUCUUAGAGGUCUUAUCAUAUCUAUACUGUGCUUGACAAAAUUUGUUCUUAAAGCUUGUUCUUAAGCGGCGAGGAUCAGUUCUGUUCCCUUUUUUUAUAAAAUCACUCCUGAACCAUCUCCAGAACUCCUCUCCAACCACCUGAAGUUUGCCGAGCAAACUCUCCAUGUAGGACUUUUUCCUUCCGGUCCCUGACUUUCUCCUCUUUCUUCUGGUAGUCCUGAGGGUUCUUUUCUUCAACAAGCCCCUUUUCCUUUAAAGCCAUUUGCAGCAUUAUCCUCGCUGUGCUCUCUUUCGGGUAGCCAUACAAGAAUUUGCACACACUCUUUUUAACUCGUCAAUACUAAUGGACCCCCUCUCUCUUCCUUCCUCGAUGGAAAGAUACAGUCUGGCGACAUUUUUUAUGGUGUGUGAACAGCCAUUCAGUAGCAACAUAACUACUAUAAACAGCAAGGGUGAUAAGGAAUAACUUGAGAGUGUCCUCUCUGAUGUCGACCUGCCCAAGCUCCGCACCAUCUGAUGUCAACAAGUCUACAAGUUCACCAUGCUGUUACUGAGAGAUCAUGUCUCGUCUCUUGUCUUGUUUCUGCUCAGUUAAUUCUGUUAACUCAAUGUGGUGUUAAGAGUUUUCCAUGUACAAGUCUAGCAUCCUUUUUCUUUAGCCUCGCUCCUUUGGCUCACUCCAGAUGUAACCCUUAAACAGUCAUUUGCUGUUCACCUUUCACCACCUCAAACCCUUCUGGAGUCGUUCAGCGGAAACAGGAUGACCACCGGGCCUGCGUUGUUGAUCAACAGGACACGUGCCUGACUCGACACCUUCGCCGAGCACCCCAGUUCUGUUGACGUCGUCAGGGUAAAAUUGGGCAUUCUCUCAUUAAAUUAUUCAUUUUAAGGUUUCCACUAACCAAUAGUUUAUCGUGCCACCAUCACUAGACGGAUUGCUAGCCAAAGCUCAGAGAGAUCAAUAUACAAGAUAGCCGAUACCGUGCCAGACACUAACCUGGUGUUUUCUGGUAUAGAGGGACCAAUGUACAUUUGCAAUAUCCUCGUGGUUUCGGGACCUCGACUAUGGUGGCAUAAGGGUUGUUGGCUUAUUGUUAUUGAACACAUACAAACUACAAUGUGUUUUGCCUAGCCGACACUCACUGAAUGGAAAUAAGCUUGCACGUUAUACUUGUAUCUUACUAUUUGAUUUACAAGAACUGAGAAAAUUUUUCCAUAAACUAUCAAACGGAAAUAACGUUUAUUUUUUUAAAAUUUUAUCCUUUCAGGACUGGUUCGCGUUAGUGGGAAAUGGUUCUAAUUUUAAUUUGACCAUGACAGGAGAAGUUACCUUUCCGAACCUUGGCACACCGACAACUAUGACAACUAUGACAACUUUGGAUUCUGUCAAGUACCUUUAUUCUAAUUUAACACUUACAGUUUGUCGGCUCCAUAUUAUUUGACAGUAGCUAUUUGUCAAUAGGUAAAAGCUGGACACCUGAUAAAAGAAAUCCUCACUCGACAUCAAUCCUUUCACCGCGUAUGCUAGAGUGAAUAACAGAGUAUUAUGAAGCUCUUCUAAACUAUAAUAUAAUUAUGAUACUGCAGUAUUUAACCUCUUUUACCGACUUUUAAAAAAGAUAGACUGUUUGUUUUACAACAUAUUGCAAAAAGACGUGAGCAGAUAUAUUUUUGAAUUUUUCCUUCUGUUUACUUUUGACAGAGAAUGAGUUAAGUGUUUAAGUCAUGAUCCGAAAAUAGCUCAUACCAUAUUCUGACUUAAUUUCAUUUUGGGAGUCAGAUUUGCGCUGCCCUGGCAGUUUUAUCAAAUGAAUAUGUAGUACGUAAUGAACUGUUAUAGCCUUAUUCACUGUUUUCACAGAAUAUUCAUUACAACACCACCUUCUACGCGUCACCUGUGGUCCUGGUUUCAGUUUCAGAAAAACGUCAUUUUACCAGAAAAUAAUAUUGUCACGGCAUGGGUGGAGGUACGUUACUUUUCUACAGAUUUUCUUAAUUCUCUUGUCUAGCAGAAAAAUGAAGUAUCUCAUCGCAGAGAGCUUCGUUCUAUUUCAGGAAGUUGGCCUAAAAUCCAUGAGGAUUUGUGUCAGAGACUUGAGUGGAACAGGACGGGAACAUGAUCCUCUUUCUGUCAGUUAUAUUGUUACCGGAGGUAAGUAAUGCACAGUAACAAACUCUAUGACGAGCUUGAAUGAUCAUUUUACCAGAUUCAUGAAAUUCACUGUAGGCAUGGAUUUUAUCCGCAAAAUGUUGGAGUAAACUUACUAUCCCAUAACAAUACGCUACAAUACGUUUUAUCAAUUAAUGUUUUUAUUAUUAAUUCUCCCAACUGGGAAUUUUCAGAAUUAAUUUACAAGAACUCGUUAGGCUAAAUAACGUUCGAAAUUACUAAAACAUUACAAAUAUAAAAGAGAAAAUGAGGUUACUAUUGAGAUUAAAUUCUUUAGGACUAACAUUCUGAAUUGAAAAGCUAAUAACCCAUUAAUUGAAAUAGAUCAACAAACUACGUGUAAAUGUUUUAUUUACGUCUUCUGAUUAUCUUCUGAAAGACUGUUCCAAGAGCUACCUUAAGCUUGGCUCGACAAUCUCUGACACUCUUUCUCUGCCGGGAAACCGAGCUAAACAGGCGCAACGGCAAGGCAGCUACUACCAUUUUCAGCCUGACCCAGCCUCACUAAGAGAGUAUGGACCAACAAACGAAGAUGAGGAAGAAGCACGAUCGAAACUGAACAUGCUUCCUCUUUAUCACAGGCGGCAAGUUGCAGUUGCGACAUUCCUGUACAGGAUGCACACCAGUCUGUUCCCGUUUGAUCUGAAAACGAUACUUCCGCGACCCUACAGCCCAAUACGAGAAACCCGCGCAAGCCUGAGUAUGCCAAGCCAUGCCCUGGAAGAGCCGAAGUCAAGAUCGUACUCUUCAGGAAGAGCUUUUAUCCACCGCGCUCUUAAAAUGUGGAGCAGCCUGCUGGACAACAUCCUCGGCAUUAUAAAUGACACGGGGAAUUCAGUCUUUUAAGAGCCGGUUGCACAAGUUCCUCCUGCAAUGUUGACUACAAAUGGAAAAAUGCUGACUGUUUAGUUCUAAUUUUUUUUCGUUUUUUUCUUUUUCUUUCGUGUAAGCUGCUGCGAACCACUGAUUGAUCCGUUAGGUGUCAAAUGCAUUUAAACUGUAAUUUGUACUUCGCCUUUCGUGCUAUUGUUCGCUCUAGCGUGUUAGAUAUGUAAAAGAAAAAUAAGAAGCUGACGGAAAAUACCAAGAUCCUGGUAUACAGAGCCUGUGUUUUGAGUACACUUCUGUACGGCAGCGAUUCAUGGACUCGUCACUCAUAAUAGAAGAGGAAGCUUAGCACUUUUCACAUGCCUUGUCUCUGACGCAUACUCGACAUCACCUGACAGGACAAAGUUCCAAACAACACUGUCCUAGAACUAGGUGAAAUUCCCAGCAUGUAUGUACUACUGAAACAGAGAUGUUUGCGCUAGCUUUGCUACUACACGUUCUUUUGGAGUGGCAGGGGAGAGAACAAGCGAAGAGAAUCGCUCGAGUUGGUUUUGCAAUAAGGAACUCCAUUACUCAGCAGCUGAAACAAGAUCCAAUACCUGUCAUUGAUUGGAUAAUCGCAAUGAGACUUCCGCUGCAGAGAAAUGUGUACGCCACCAUAAUUAGUGUCUAUGCUCCAACCAUGACAAACCUCAAGACAUCAAGGUGGAGUUGUACAACAGUCUGAGAGAGGUACUGUGGAGAGUUCCAAGUACUGAUAAACUGAUAAUAGCUGGUGACUUUAAUGCCAGGGUUAGAAAGGAGAUGGACAAAUGACCACUUGUGAUUGGCCCGCAUGGAGUUGGGAAGUGAAACUCAAACGGUGAACUUCUUCUGGCAACUUUGCUCGGAACACAAUUUGGUCAUCACAAACACUAUCUUCAAACACAAGGAACAUCACAAGACCACAUGGAUGCACCCCGUUCUAAACAUUGGCACCUUUUGAGAGUAUAUAAUAGUACGGCAGGUAGACCAAAAUGACAUCUUGAGCACAAGAUCCAUGAGAGGCGCUGACCGUUCAAACAUUCCAGAAUUGCUGCCAAACCAUCCUGCAAGAUUGAUGUUAUGAAACUACGAGAUAAAGAUAUCCAGCAGAAGUUGACGAAGAAAAAGGACAGGGCUUUUGCAGGAUUGAAACAUCAGGAGUCAGAAGAUGUUGAA